AUGGGACGGUUUCACUACCUACUUGGUUUCUUGCUACUUUUCAUUUGUUCAUCUCUUUGGAUUGCAUCGAGCUUGGGAAAACAACCAUCAAGCAUUGCUAUUACUCAUGGAUCGUGCGUCUGCAGCGAAGACAACAAUGUUACCAUCGCCUUGGAUGCCAGUAUCGUUCCCUCGAACCGAUCGGAACCUACCAUUAAUGAUAUGAAACCACCAUCAGAACCCAAAAUACCAAGCUAUCUUCCAAUCGCAAAUUCCCAUGAUUAUCACGCGCAGUUGUCAAUCCCAUCCAAGCUGUGGCAAAAGGCCGGUUCGAUGAAAAUCAACGACGACCGCGAGAAAGACAUCCGCAGUUGGCUAGAUGUGAACCCACGUCUACGACACGAGAUUCUCACAGACGGCAGUGCAGACGAGUACGUUCGUGAGCAUUUUGCCGAUUAUCCAGACGUCCUUGAGCUCUACCUCUCUCUACCAGUCCCGAUCCUAAAAGCCGAUCUUCUUCGCCAAUUAAUCCUGUACGCCGAUGGAGGAAUUUGGAGCGAUCUUGACGUGACAUGCCACCAACCAAUUCAUACCUGGAUCCCGGAACAAUACCAGAACAGAACAAAUGUCGUCGUCGGUUUGGAAUUCGAUGGGACCCAGUUCGCGAGUUGGACGGUUAUGUCGAAACCUAAGACAAGUCAUAUCGUGGCGGUCAUCAAAUAUGUCAUCGAUGGACUGAAGGCAUCUGCUGCAAAUCACAAUGUGACCACUGCCCAGCUUAACAUGACAAUGAUCAGCGAUGUGGUGGAUGUUACGGGUCCACAGGCGAUGACUGUUGCCAUAUUGAAAAACCUGCAAAAAGAAAUGGGCGUUCCUUUUGGCCAAGCAAAUAUAACUAGUAUCAAAGAACCCACCCUAUUUCAGGAUGUUCUCGUGCUGCCUAAUGCCGCCUUUGCCUCUACUCAGGCUGGCUUCCCAGAGGACCGAGGGCCUUAUCUUGUUGAACAUCGUUACGCUGGCUCUUGGAAGAAUGAAAAUGGCGGGGAGACACAAUCAUGA
Penicillium vulpinum is the source of this 1038-nucleotide messenger RNA. RefSeq names its product glycosyltransferase family 32 protein. Gene Ontology annotation, molecular function: alpha-1,6-mannosyltransferase activity. The record is from RefSeq and is a predicted model, not a curated record. Gene Ontology annotation, cellular component: mannan polymerase complex. Lineage: Eukaryota; Fungi; Ascomycota; Eurotiomycetes; Eurotiales; Aspergillaceae. The coding region runs from base 1 to 1038 and encodes 345 amino acids. The transcript has a single exon. Gene Ontology annotation, biological process: protein N-linked glycosylation.